CCCAACGCAAACAUACCCUUCCCUGCUCCCCCGCAUCUCUCCGACCAUUACUUGCUUGCUCUCUCUCCUUACAAUUUCCGUGUUAGAAUCAGAAACCCACCAUGCCUGAAGCUCCAAAACAGUCCACAGGCUCCAACCUUGAAGAGAGCAACAAGAAGACUCUUGAGUUCAUCGAGGACGUCACCUCCAACGCCGACCAAGUCCAGGGGAAUGUCCUUUCCGAAAUCCUGUCCCGUAAUGCCAACGUGGAGUAUUUGCAGAGAUACGGCCUCAAUGGCGCCACCGACAGCGACACCUUCAAGAAGCGCCUCCCCGUCAUCUCCUACGAGGACCUCGAACCCGACAUUACCCGUAUCGCCAAUGGCGACAACUCCCCAAUCCUCUGUUCCAAACCCAUCUCCGAGUUCCUCACCAGUUCUGGAACUUCCGGCGGAGAGAGGAAGUUGAUGCCGACGAUCGAGGAAGAGCUGGGAAGAAGGUCGUUGCUGUACAGUUUGUUGAUGCCGGUGAUGAGCCAGUUCGUUCCGGGGUUAGAGAAAGGGAAAGGAAUGUACUUUCUAUUCAUAAAAUCGGAAGCGAAAACCCCAGGAGGACUGGUGGCUCGUCCCGUGUUAACCAGCUACUACAAAAGCUCUUACUUUAAGAACAGACCCUACGAUCCUUACACCAACUAUACGAGCCCCAACGAGACGGUGCUCUGUUCUGAUUCUUACCAGAGCAUGUAUUCGCAGUUGCUGUGCGGGCUUUGCCAGCACGACGACGUCGUUCGGGUCGGGGCCGUUUUCGCCUCAGGCUUCAUUCGCGCCAUCCGGUUCCUCGAGAAACACUGGGCCCUUCUCGCUAAUGACAUCCGCACAGGGACCUUGAACUCGCAAAUCACUGACACAUCGGUGCGAGACUGUGUCAUGAAGAUCCUCAAACCCGACCCGGGCUUGGCGGACUUCAUCGAGUCCGAGUGCAGCAAGAGCUCGUGGCAGGGGAUUAUAACCAGUCUGUGGCCUAACACCAAGUAUGUGGAUGUUAUUGUUACAGGGACAAUGUCACAGUACAUUCCCACGUUGGACUACUACAGCAACGGCCUCCCUCUUGUCUGUACCAUGUACGCUUCCAGCGAGUGUUACUUCGGAGUCAACCUCAAGCCUCUCUGUAAACCCAGCGAAGUCUCUUACACUCUUAUCCCCAACAUGUGUUACUUUGAAUUCCUCCCUGUAAAUCGCAGCAAUGGCGCCCUCAACGACAAAGAACAGCAAGAAUUGGUCGAGCUCGUCGAUGUUAAGGUCGGUCAAGAAUACGAGCUCGUCGUCACCACGUACGCUGGGCUGUAUAGGUACAGGGUGGGGGACAUUCUGAGGGUGUCGGGGUUCAAGAACAAGGCGCCGCAAUUCAACUUCGUAUGUCGGAAAAACGUGGUGCUGAGCAUAGAUUCGGACAAGACGGACGAGGUGGAGCUGCAGAACGCGAUGAAGAACGCGGUGACGCAUCUGGUGCCAUUCGACGCGGCGGUUUCAGAGUACACGAGCUACGCCGACACGUCGACGAUCCCGGGGCACUACGUGCUGUACUGGGAGCUUACCCUGAACAGGUCAACUCCGAUUCCGCCGUCGGUGUACGAGGACUGCUGCCUGACGGUGGAGGAAUCGCUGAACAGCGUGUACCGACAAGGGAGGGUGUCGGACAAGUCGAUCGGACCGUUGGAGAUAAAGAUCGUGGAACAGGGGACGUUCGAUAAGCUUAUGGAUUAUGCAAUUAGCUUGGGAGCUUCGAUAAAUCAGUACAAGACGCCGAGGUGUGUGAAGUUCAAGCCUGUGGUGGAGCUUUUGGAUUCGAGAGUCGUGAGUUGUUAUUUCAGUCCAAAGUGUCCCAAGUGGGUUCCGGGACACAAGCAAUGGAUCAACCUGAACAAUAACUGAGGAUGAUUGCGUUCAUUAAUUAAUUAAUGUUGUGGGUCUUUUUAGGGAAUUAUUAAUCAAUCACUUUUUAUUUUUAUUUUUAGGGUAAUUUUAUGUUGAAGGACUCCAUUUUUACGUUUGGCGUAUUUUUAAUUAGCUCCACCACUACCACCACUCCUGUAAAAAGCAAUUUCAAACAAGCUUUCUUCUUCUUCUUUCU
Prosopis cineraria is the source of this 2109-nucleotide messenger RNA. Its product is annotated as indole-3-acetic acid-amido synthetase GH3.6-like. Gene Ontology annotation, molecular function: indole-3-acetic acid amido synthetase activity. The coding region runs from base 102 to 1910 and encodes 602 amino acids. NCBI's taxonomy places the organism in Eukaryota, Viridiplantae, Streptophyta, Magnoliopsida, Fabales, Fabaceae. The transcript has 3 exons. Gene Ontology annotation, cellular component: cytoplasm. The record is from RefSeq and is a predicted model, not a curated record.